Hermetia illucens (black soldier fly) is the source of this 1492-nucleotide messenger RNA. It is a transcript of the gene UQCR-C2, whose product is annotated as cytochrome b-c1 complex subunit 2, mitochondrial. Gene Ontology annotation, cellular component: mitochondrion. NCBI's taxonomy places the organism in Eukaryota, Metazoa, Arthropoda, Insecta, Diptera, Stratiomyidae. The record is from RefSeq and is a predicted model, not a curated record. The coding region runs from base 118 to 1443 and encodes 441 amino acids. The transcript is spliced from 6 exons. Gene Ontology annotation, molecular function: metal ion binding.
GCUGACACACUAAAUUUAAAUUCUCAUAGUUGGCACGCCUUGUUGUUGCUCCUUCGAACGAGUUGACCCAUCUGCUUUGCGGAAAAAAUCGGGAAUAAUUGUAAGAACUAGAUUAGAAUGGCGUGCAAUGCAAGCAAGGCUCCGUUUUUACGGCUAGUCUCAACCCGAGGCUAUGCGGCGCAAGCAGCAGCAAAGGUCGGUGCGAAGGGUGAUGUCCAAAUUAGCACCCUCCCUAAUAAGCUUGUGGUUGCAACCGCUGAGAGCUCCCUUCCUGUGUCGCGGGUCUCAGUUCUUUUCAGAGCCGGAUCACGCAACGAAUCUUAUGAGAGUUUGGGAGCCUCGCACAUGAUGCGAAUCGUCGCUGGACUUAGUACGAAAAAAUCAAGCAGUUUCGCCGUUUGUCGAAACAUCCAACAAAUUGGUGGUUCAUUGUCAGUCAGUGGCGACCGAGAAGCCAUCAUAUAUACUGUAGAAACUACGAGCGAUAAGCUAGAAACUGGAUUACGUUUCCUGCAAGAUGUGGCUACUCAACCUGCGUUUAAGCCAUGGGAGCUUAAUGACAGUGUUCCCCGACUAAAGGUUGAUUUAGCAAGCGUAUCGGACCAGGUUCUUGCCGUCGAACUUCUGCACAAAGCUGCUUACCGAACAGGCUUAGGCAACUCUGUCUUUUGCCCGAAAUACCAAGUCGGCAAAUUGUCUGCUGAAACAUUGCAGCAUUUCUAUAAUGCCAAUUACACAUCGAACCGCUGCGCUGUUGUCGGAGUCGGAGUGGACCAUCGCCUUCUAUCAGGCUUUGCUCAGGACUUCGCAAUCGAAUCAGGUGAAGGAAAAACUGCAGCAGCUAAAUAUUACGGUGGCGAGCUUCGAAAAGACAAAGCUGGAGGUAGCGCCCAUGUCGCUAUUGGUGGGAGCGGAGCGUCAUUAUCCAAUGCAAAAGAAACUGCUACGUUCGCAGUGUUACAGCAAGCUGCUGGAGUAGGCCGCAGCUGCACGUAUGGAAAUAUAAAUGGAGCUGUUGGGAAAGCUGUAAACAAUGCCGUUGGCGGAACACCAUUCGAGCUUACCACCGUCAAUGCUGCUUAUACCGAUGCUGGAGUGUUUGGAGUCCUGAUCUCGGUCGACGCGCGACAGGCUGGAAAGGCUGUGGAAGCUGUUGCCAAGACUCUAAAAUCCGGAAGUAUAACAACGGACGAUGUUGCUCGCGGAAAAGCCUUGCUGAAAGCUGCCAUUUUAUGCAAUAACGGUACGGACGGGGGUCGUCUUAGCGAUAUAGGCUUGCAAGCUCUUUUAACGGGAAAUGUUAAAAGUUCAGAAGAAUUGGUAGCUGCUGUCGAUGCCGUCAGCCACGCUGACGUUUGUGCUGCUUUGAAGAAGGCAGCUUCGAAUCUAUCGAUGGGAGCAGUCGGCAAUCUGGCAAGCGUUCCAUAUCUAUCGGAUCUGUAAACUUUUCCCAAUUUAAGUUAAUAUAAUAAAGAUUUAAUCUUAGAAAUCC